Messenger RNA from Entrophospora candida, 498 nucleotides. NCBI's taxonomy places the organism in Eukaryota, Fungi, Glomeromycota, Glomeromycetes, Entrophosporales, Entrophosporaceae. The record is from the annotation of a GenBank genome assembly.
AUGCCACCUAAAAGAAGAACUCCACUUCACCAAAAUAACAAUAAUAACAUAAAUUCAAUCAAAAGAAAUUCACAAUCUAUAAGAAAAAAAAUGCUGGUUUCAUUAUCUACUGAAGAAGAAGAAGAAUCAACACUUGAGUCUUUUAUUGAAAUAACUGAUCUAGAAAGUCGCAAUGUGGUAUUGAAAAGAAAGGAAUUGUCAGAAGAUUUAGAUUUUGAAAUCACAAAAAAACCAAAAACUAUUAUAGAAAUUGGUUCUGCUAUUCAAAUUGAUGAAACUAUACAUUGCAUAAAGAAUUUGUUAAGCAGAUAUAUGUAUCCUGAUGAAAAACAACUCAUGAAGACUAUCAAAACAACUUUAGAAAAAAAUUGUGAAGAAUAUUUUGUUAAAGAAGAGUUCCCUCUUAUUUGGAGAAAAGAUUUAAAAGCUUUUUCAACAGACCAAGUAAGAUGUGUUCGUGGUUCUAUGUGUUCUAGAAUUAAAGAAUCAAUUUAUAAG